AUGAGAAGCUUUCUGCUAUUGCGGCAUGUGGUAGCCGUUGUUGUUGCAUUCUCUGUAUGCUUGUCGAGAGCAGAAAACUACAGACUUCAACCUGAGAUCGAAGUCGAGGUCAAGCACGUGACCACACUGUUGGUUCAAGCAUUACAACCGAAUGUGCCGUUGCUCAGCCCUAGGCACGAGAUUGAAUUGUCUCGACUUCGCGUGCAACUAAAGCACGGUGCCAUCAAAGGCGAAUCGAAGUCAAUCAGACAUCGUGUACUGGAAGCUCUAUAUGGCUUCGAGACUUACAAGCAUGGCAAGGUAGCACGAUACCAGAAGCUGUAUCAGAAUGUUUCGCAGAGACAAAGGAAGAUUCUGGAUAGAGCUGUUGGUUACAGCGACACACUCCUUGGAUUGGAGAAGCUCAAAGUCGUUAAUGAAGAUGUGUGCCAUGAGAUAGUGCGCGUAGCUCUAGCGUAUUACAGCAUCAAUCGACAGGAGCUCGAUGAGUUCAUACAACAAGAACAAGCAGCGAACCGACAACCGGACCAUGAGAGUGUUUCUCAGGCAUUGAAGCUUUUUGUGAGAGACUGGGCCAUAGAGGGACACAAUGAACGGCAUGCCACAUUUCCGUGCAUUGAAAGUUACCUCAAGGACAAUUUCGAAAGUGUUGGUGUCAAUGGAGGUAAUAGUGUCGAAAUACUGGUACCUGGCGCAGGUCUCGGUCGUCUCGCUCACGAAAUCGCAGGCUUGAAUGCUAACGAGUGGUCAUCGUUUGUGAAUGCUGCUUACCACUUUCUCAAAGCCAACACGAUACCUGAUACGGUUUCGAUGUAUCCUUUUCUGGAUAUUUGGUCUCACCUGAAGAGUCGGGACGAGAUGCUGCGCCGAAUUAGCUUGCCAGAUGUCACUGUCAACACCUCGCAGGUCCUUCUUGUGGAGGGCGAUUUCACCAGAGUUUUCAAAAAGUCACCAGCCAAGUUUGACGCCAUCGUUACACUCUUUUUCAUUGACACAGCUCGCAAUUUGAUGAAUUACCUCGAAACAAUUAGGCAGCUCCUCAAACCAGGAGGUCUAUGGAUCAACUCUGGACCCUUGUUGUAUGGAACAUCAGCAUGGGUACAACUCUCAUUGGAGGAAAUCUUUCAGGUUGUUGAAGAGAUGGGAUUUGAGUUUCUGAACACGGACAGCGACUGCGGUGAUAUCACGUUGGAAGGGUAUCCAAUCCGUGGUAAGGAAGCUCUGUACAACUUCAACAGCUCAUCUCUGAGCAAAUAUGCCUAUGUUGCGCAACAUUGGGUGGCUAGAAAGCGCCCGAAGUGA
Lithohypha guttulata is the source of this 1302-nucleotide messenger RNA. RefSeq lists its product as uncharacterized. The coding region runs from base 1 to 1302 and encodes 433 amino acids. The transcript has 3 exons. Lineage: Eukaryota; Fungi; Ascomycota; Eurotiomycetes; Chaetothyriales; Trichomeriaceae. The record is from RefSeq and is a predicted model, not a curated record. Gene Ontology annotation, molecular function: S-adenosylmethionine-dependent methyltransferase activity.